Messenger RNA from Lichtheimia ornata, 741 nucleotides. RefSeq lists its product as uncharacterized. The transcript has 3 exons. The coding region runs from base 1 to 741 and encodes 246 amino acids. NCBI's taxonomy places the organism in Eukaryota, Fungi, Mucoromycota, Mucoromycetes, Mucorales, Lichtheimiaceae. The record is from RefSeq and is a predicted model, not a curated record.
AUGUUUACCACUACAAGCCAUUUACUCGAUACAAACGAAAAACCUCACACAGCAGGUGUCCCAUCAGCCGUUCCUUUGCGAUAUGAGGAAGACGACAACCAAACACAAACAUCUUCAGGUGCAACGUUUAGCACCGUUGCCGAGGCAACUGACGACAUGUCAUCACCCACAACCUCGAUGAUUUACGAAGAAUACAGCAGCUUUGAAGAAGAAAUGACCGAUCAAAACAACGCUCAAAUAUCUCGUUACCAGAAUACCUACUUUAUGGAUGGCGGCAAUCGUUUCAUAUCGCUGCCCACACUCGGUAAUACAAGCAAGGUGGCAUCGCAUGUUUCUCGAUUAUUCGAAGAAUGGCUGGAAAAUAAGAUUUACCAUCAUCCGUCCGAUGCGUUUGCGUAUGAUCAUUUGCCUAUCCUUCAAGAUAAUCCAGAGCUUUUGGCCGAAGAUAUCUUCAACAAACUUAAAUCUCGACCCACAGCUAUGACAGGCAUGUCACGGUUAUUAGUCAAAGUAAGAACGGGGCACGUCUAUACAUAUCAUCAACUCGAAGAUGGUCAACCCUUGGUCACCGAAGAUAUGGAAGACUUUUUCCAACAAUUCCCACUCUUUGUUGAAGUCAAGAUCUAUAGCAUGGCUAGCAAAUCGUCAUCCUCCACACAGCUCUUGUUGACAGUCGAGAAUGCAAUCAUCAACCCUGAAAGCCCAUAUCCCAUUAUGGAUGAGAUCCACCCUUCCAUUUAA